Molecule: messenger RNA, 520 nt
Organism: Osmia bicornis bicornis
Lineage: Eukaryota; Metazoa; Arthropoda; Insecta; Hymenoptera; Megachilidae
Product: cytochrome c oxidase assembly factor 5
Exons: 3
Coding region: 128-376 (82 amino acids)
Biological process (GO): mitochondrial respiratory chain complex IV assembly
Cellular component (GO): mitochondrion
Source: RefSeq, a predicted model, not a curated record
UGGCGUGACGCAAAAUAAAGAAAGGUUAGAUUUUCUGUGAUGAAUUUUGUGAAAUACAAAGUUACAUCUGCCGUAUCAAAUUUACACGCAAUUUGUAUAAAAGCUUUCAAAAUAGUCGCUUUUCAAGAUGAUGAAAUAUACAGAAGGUGAAACUUUAAAGGAUAAUUCUAGAUGUGCUCAUAUUCGAGCAGAUUUGAAAAUGUGUAUGCUGGAAACCGAUUGUUGUAAAAUUCAAAGGCGUACACCUAAAGAAUGUUUCCAAAGCAGAGAUCCUUCCAUACCCGACGAGUGUUAUUUUCUCCGUCAAACGUUUUACGAAUGCAAACAUUCGAUUAUUGAUGCAAGAAGGAGGUUUAGAGGACCAAGGGGUUACUAAUAUUAUAAGGUACAUAAAUGAAAUUCACUUGUAAAAAGGAACAUAUUAUAGUUUGUAAGAUGUAAUAUUAGAAGUGAUUUAUUAUUAUUAUUACUUCAUUAUUAUUCGUUGUACAUGAUAUAAUAAAUCUAUUAUAAUUGCGAA